AUGGCCUCGGGCGUGUAUAAAUCGCUCCCAUUGGGGCCUAACACUACGCGCAUGGUUCGCCUCUUCCCGAACAAGGAAAAGCACGCCGAGAUAAGAUGCGAACUGUUCACCUACGAUCUCACGGAGAUAGAGGGUGGAAAGCAUCUUUACGAAGCUCUGUCCUAUGUCUGGUCUGGCGAUGAAGAGGGCAGUGCUGAACAGCGCAAGAAAAUAAUAGUACACGGCCAUACUGUCCCCAUCACAGUGAACCUUCAUGCAGCCCUGGUCAACCUCCGAGACCGUCAGCUGGAGAGGGUGUUGUGGAUUGAUGCAAUUUGUAUCAACCAAGAGAAUUUGGAUGAGAAAAGCAGGCAGAUCCCACUGAUGCGGACGAUCUAUGCGCAAGCUGAUCGUGUUAUUGUCUGGCUUGGAGACGCAUUUGAACAUGGUGAUACAGCACUUGAAACCAUUCGUGAUCUCGCGAAGAAGAAAGCCAUGGGUGGCAAAGGUUCGGAUACUAAGCGGGCGCAAUCAAGCAGUGAGCCUUGUCUAAAGUUGCUACAGCGAAAGUGGUUUCGUCGGAUCUGGGUGCUCCAAGAAGCCGGCGUUGCUCGGUCUAUUGAGAUUAUGUGUGGCUCUAUCCAGAUCAAUGGGUCCACAUUCUUGGUGUAUCUGAUUAGAGGGGCACAGUUUCGACCAAGAAAUGAUUCGAGGUUACGGGGAAGCUUAUAUAUUGGGGAGCUGAUUGAUAUGUAUCGCUACCACAUGUCUUCAACAAGGCAUGAUAAAAUUUAUGCUUUGUUAGGCCUAACUGCUGAUGACCCGAAUACGCCAGGGUUGAAACCUGAUUACAACCUCCCAUGGCAUCAAGUCUUUAACACUACCAUUCAGUAUAUUCUCUCCAGUGAAGGCUCUGUGGAGACCUUUCCCAACAAAGAAAUGGCCAUCAUUCACACUAAAUGUUGGAUUUUGGGAUACAUUUACUUGGACGGAGCUAUACAUGAGAAUAACCUACAGAUGAUCAACAUCGUUUUCAACGAUUCUCAAGAUUCAGUGGUCUUUAAAGCGAAAUGGGGUUCUAAUUGGGUGAUACAAGCCACCGCAGAAUCAGCUGAAAGCGGUGAUAUUCUGUGUCUUUUAGGGGGGAGUUCGAAUCCAUGCAUCAUUAGAGCAUUGGGAGACCACUUUGCAAUAAUUAAUAUCGCAAUAACUCCUCAGCAAGUCUAUCAGAAUAGAACUCUAGACACGGGGUCUGUUCAUGCCGUGGAUUCACGGCAACGCCCGCCGUUUGAUAUUACUCUUACUUGGACAAUACCCAUGUCUGAUACCGAAAAUGAGUUUUACCUCAAAGGUCCAUUGGAACUCACUCGCAUCGCGCCUCAUUACCAGAAGAAAUGUCCAGACACGGAGAAGCGCUUAAACGAUCUGAGGGCCAUUGUUAAUGGGAUUGCAACGCAGAUAAUACAACAGAGCGAACAUUUGCAUGUAAGCCCAUUAAAACGUUUACUGGCUCAAUUGGGAGGAGUCAUCCCAGUUUCUGAAGAAGUAGUCAAAAUGGCAACAGGAGACACAAGAAUGGCUGGACCAGCCAUGCUGAAGGCGAUUUUUCAGUAUCCGGAUAAUAUACUAAUUACGGAAGAAGUCGUCAAAGUCGCAGCAGGGAAUAACGGUAGCCUUGGAUCUGAAAUCAUGGAGGUGCUUUUCGAAUAUCAAGAUAAUCUACCAAUUACUGAAGAAGUGGUACAGGCAGUGGCACAGAACAACGGAGCCUCUGCAUAUGAAACAAUGGAGAUGCUUUUGAAAUAUCGAGACAAUGUGCCAAACAAUGGAGAUGCUUUUGAAAUAUCGAGACAAUGUGCCAGUGACAGAAGAUAUAGUGAAAGCAGUGGCACAGAAUGA
Molecule: messenger RNA, 1878 nt
Organism: Aspergillus bombycis
Lineage: Eukaryota; Fungi; Ascomycota; Eurotiomycetes; Eurotiales; Aspergillaceae
Product: HET domain-containing protein
Exons: 4
Coding region: 1-1878 (625 amino acids)
Source: RefSeq, a predicted model, not a curated record